Molecule: messenger RNA, 1012 nt
Organism: Suillus paluster
Lineage: Eukaryota; Fungi; Basidiomycota; Agaricomycetes; Boletales; Suillaceae
Product: putative cyclase
Exons: 4
Coding region: 226-963 (245 amino acids)
Molecular function (GO): arylformamidase activity
Source: RefSeq, a predicted model, not a curated record
ACAUCCUAUGGGGCCGUUACAGCUUGCUGAUUUGGUACAUCGGAUUCCAAAUAUCGACCUUCGGUGCUGCUCGAGCGUAUGGUAGACGCUCAGUAUCUUGGAAAGAAGAGUGGACGGGGAUUUUACGAAUACAACAACUAAUCAUUCGGUGUCUGUCAUGUGAAAUGUCCAAUUUCAUUCAUUCAUCCAAGUCUAUUAUUAUCCACAUCGCCUUGAACUUCACAAAUGCCUUCCAAAUCACUUAUCGACCUCUCGCAUCCGCUCACGUCACAGACGACUAUCUACCCCGGUGAUCCGCCUUUUGCGAUGCAUAGCGUCUGCAGUAUUCCUACUGACGGAUAUACCGUGCAUGCGGUCUCGCUCGGUACACAUACCGGGACACACGUUGAUGCCCCAUUCCACUUCUUCGCUCAGGGCCAGAAGUUACACGAGCUUGCUCUCGAGCGAUUCGUGGGGCGUGCUUUGGUCGUCGAUGUGAGGCACCUAGCACGGGCGAGGGGGUGUAUUGAGUGGAGAGAUGUACAAGAGAGUAUCGAUAGGGCUACUAAUCGCGGGACGAUCGCUUCCCUUGGCCCGCGGUCGGAAGGAAAGAUCGAUAUGGUGUUGUUCUGGACGGGGUGGGACGGAUUCUGGGGCGAGCGGCAGUACUUUGAUCACCCUUAUUUUGGGAGAGAUGUGGCGGAGGAGCUUGCGGAAAUGGGUGUGCGACUUGUGGGUGUUGAUACGCUGAGUCCGGAUGAGACUGUUCUAGUGCAUGAAGAAGGAGAGGAGGGGAAGGAUGCGUUUGUGAUGCAUGAUGUGCUAUUGGGUCGUGGAUGUUUGAUAUGCGAGAAUCUGGUGAAUCUGGGGCAGCUUGUGGGUGGAGAAGAGGGAGAAGUGUGGGUGAGCCUUGUGCCUAUCAAUUUGUAUGGUGCGGAUGGGGCUCCUGUACGGGCAUAUGGUUGGAAGGAGAAAUGUAAGUAGAUGAAUGUACAUUCUUGUCGUGAAUACAAAUAUAGGGGAUCUCAUGACC